Helianthus annuus (common sunflower) is the source of this 1584-nucleotide messenger RNA. Its product is annotated as cytochrome P450 704C1-like. Gene Ontology annotation, molecular function: iron ion binding; monooxygenase activity; heme binding. The transcript is spliced from 6 exons. Bases 1 to 1584 code for a protein of 527 amino acids. NCBI's taxonomy places the organism in Eukaryota, Viridiplantae, Streptophyta, Magnoliopsida, Asterales, Asteraceae. The record is from RefSeq and is a predicted model, not a curated record.
AUGGAUUUUCUCUCAAAUCCAAUACUCAUGUCAGUUAUUACAUCAAUAUGUCUUGUUCUUCUUUUCCAUUAUUUCCACCAAAAAGCAAAACCACAUGGGAAGAAGUAUCAUCCAAUUGGUGCAACAGUCUUUCAUCUUUUCAUCAACUUCAACAAGAUGCAUCAUUACAUGACUGAUCUCGCCGAAAAAUACAAAUCUUACAGAAUACUUAGCCCCAUUCAGGAUGAGGUUUAUACCGCUGAUCCCGCGAAUGUGGAGUAUAUCCUCAAGGCCAAUUUCAAAAAUUAUGGCAAGGGAAAGCAUACCCACAGCAUUGCGUCAGACCUACUUGGAGACGGAAUAUUCACAGUGGACGGGGACCAAUGGCGAGAACAAAGGAAGGUAUCGAGCCAAGAGUUCUCUACAAAAAUCCUAAGAGAUUUUAGCAGCGUAAUCUUCAGAAACAACACGAUAAAACUCGGGAAGAUACUAUCACAAGCAGCAGAUAGAAACCAAAUAAUUGAUAUAAACGACUUGUUCAUGAAAGCAACGACGGAUUCAAUAUUUAAAGUCGGGUUUGGAAUCGAUCUUGACAACUUAAGCGGUCGAAAUGAAGAAGGUGCUAGAUUUAGCCGCGCAUUCGAUGAUGCUAACAACUUAACAUAUAAAAGAUUUGUUGACGUAACAUGGAAGAUCAAGAGGUUUUUCAAUAUCGGAUUUGAAGCAGAGUUAAAGAAAAAUAUGAAAAUUGUUGAUGAGUUUGUUUAUAAGGUCAUCCAGGUCAAGAUUGAACAAAUGCAGAAGUCGAAGGAUGAAUUUCUGCUCAAAAAAGAAGACAUUCUAUCAAGGUUUAUUCAGGUAAAUGACAGAGAUCCAAAGUACUUGCGCGAUAUAAUACUAAACUUUAUGCUUGCUGGGAAAGAUCCUAUAGCGAUUAGCAUGUGUUGGUUCAUUUACAUGCUUUGCAAACAUCCUGAAGUUCAAGAAAAGGUUGCAAAAGAAAUCAUAGAAGCAACAAACAUGACCGAAGAGAUCACAGAUGUUGCAGAUUUCGCUGCUCGAGUGAGUGACACUGCACUUGACAAGAUGCAAUAUCUUCAUGCGGCUUUGACCGAAACUAUCAGACUCUAUCCUGCGUUGCCCGUGGAUCCAAAGGUAUGCUUUUCAGAUGAUGUCCUACCAGAUGGUUGUAAUGUGAAUAAAGGGGAUGUGGUAGCUUAUCUGCCAUAUGCUAUGGGAAGGAUGAAGUUUAUAUGGGGUGACGAUGCACUUGAAUUCAAACCAGAAAGAUGGCUUGAUCAAUAUGGUUGCUUCCAUCAAGAGAGCCCUUUCAAAUUUACAGCUUUUCAGGCCGGGCCACGAACUUGUUUGGGUCGAGACUUUGCAUAUCGGCAACUGAAGAUAUUUUCUUCUGUUUUGUUGGGUUGGUUCGUCUUCAAGUUGAGUAAUGAAAACAAAGUCCCACAAUACAGAACCUCAAUUAAUCUUCACGUUGAUGGUCCAUUGCAAGUUUAUGUUUUUCAUAGAUCUGGUUUUCAGAAUCCUUCAACUUACAACUGUGAAACCAGAUCUGUGUGGGUCAACCCGAACCAGAAGAAAAUUUGA